Molecule: messenger RNA, 321 nt
Organism: Poecilia reticulata (guppy)
Lineage: Eukaryota; Metazoa; Chordata; Actinopteri; Cyprinodontiformes; Poeciliidae
Source: RefSeq, a predicted model, not a curated record
AUGAUUAUCUGCCAUUUCUGCACGUGACAGAUGCUAUUUAAAAGAGCGACUCUGACAAUCAUCCUGGUUUUCAGGGUUUUAUUCCUGAUGGCGGUUCUCGGGGUUUUGGUUGCUCUUUCUGUUCUGCUGGAGGUCAGCUCUGCCACCUCUCUCGGGGUUGUGUCCACCGAGGGAGGGUUGGUGUCGGGUCAAAACCUUCUCCUGGGCUUCUUUCGCUACAUGGACGUUUUUAAAGGCAUUCCCUUCGCUGACAUCCCUGGAAGGUUUGAGAAGCCAAAGCAACACCCAGGCUGGAGCGGUGGGUGACCCUAACACAGCRUC